Schistosoma mattheei is the source of this 645-nucleotide messenger RNA. The record is from the annotation of a GenBank genome assembly. NCBI's taxonomy places the organism in Eukaryota, Metazoa, Platyhelminthes, Trematoda, Strigeidida, Schistosomatidae.
AUGAGAUCGUCGCUCACACUCGUCUUCUUAGUAGCCAUUGGUUACGCCACCGCCUACCAAAUACCACAUGAAAGUCCGAAUGAUUACGGUGGUGAUUGCUACGGUAGUGAUUGUGGUGGCGGUUAUGGAGAUGGUGGGUAUGGUGGUGGCGGAUAUGGUGGUGGUGGUGGUGGUGGUGGUGGCUAUGAGGGUGGUGGAAAUGGCGGUGGUGGUGGUGGUGGCUAUGAGGGUGGCGGAUAUGGUGGUGGUGGUGGUGGCGGUGGUGGUGGCUAUGAGGGUGGCGGCGGCUAUGGUGGUGGUUGCAAUGGUGACGAUUGUGGUGGUUACGGUGGUGGUGGUGGUGGUGGUGGCGGUGGCGGCUAUGGUGGUGGUUGCAAUGGUGGAGGCUGUGGAUAUGGCUUCGAUGAAGCUUUCCCUGCUCCCUAUGGUGGUGAUCAAGGCUACGGUGGCAACGGCCAUGGAAAGGGUGGUAGUAAAGAAAAUGGCCAUGGAAAGGGUCAUGGCGGUGGCAAGGGUGGUAGCAAAGGUGGCAAAGGUGGCAAACCCAAUACUUACAAACCCAAUGCUUACAAACCCAAUGCUUACAAACCCAAUACUUACAAACCCAAUGCUUACAAACCAAACACUUAUGCAAGCACUUACUGA